AUGAUAUUGGAGCUUAAUAUUGGCCAGGAUAGCCGUGAAAAUUUCACGUUAGUAUUGUAAUGGGGCAAUGGGAUUUGUCACAUCUGCCCGAGAAAGUAGUUUAAUGUCUUCCGACAGCGCAGAAUUUCCCUCAGAAUCGCGCGGGAGUGUCAGCCUAAUAUCUUUGAGCUCCAAAUCUGGAGAGGAAUUUUACCCUUAGAAACAUUCUCAGAACCGAAAGUGCAAAUCAAGGCUGACCUAACUGAAAAAGACAAACGUGGAAUCAUUCCCAGUCACAACAUUGAUCGAUGAGGAAAUGCCCAAUAAUCCCCAUUCCGGUUUGGCUAUGCAUUGUCUUCACGGGGAGAAUCUGUCCCGCAGUACAGUAUAUUGUUUAAGCUUUCCGAAAGAAGUGAUGUGAUGUUAACCUGACGAAGUGUUUCUCCCGAGGAGAGAGAAGACGAUUCUUUGUGCUGAGACACAGGAUAGCGGUGUGUGUCUGCCUACGAGUGCGAGGCAGCCCUUGCCCCUUUAACUGCUGGCGCUGUGCAUUGACUCUGGGUAUUUACAGUAGGUGUCAGUAUAGUUUCUUGCCCAGUCGCUGCCGGGGCUCCCAAUGCUGGCUGGUAGCCACUCUCCGUCUUCAGGAGGACAAUCUCGAUCGCUGUUUUCUUUCUCUUUAUCGUUCCCCGAGGAAAAUAAAAAUCCUCAGUAACUUAAACAUCAUCCGACAGUCGCCGCGAGAACAAGAACUGAACUCUCAAUAGGAAUUCGACCAAGUGCAUGCAACAGAGAGAGAGAGAGAGAGAGCAGCACAUAAGAGAGAGAAGCUUGUUUAUUUUAAUCCGAUCUGCGGCAGGACCCAAUUCAUAACAAUUAGUCAGCCGUAGCCGGAAAUAUCCCCAGUUCCGCGCCGCUGAAGGAAUAGUGCAGGCUUACAACUGGAAACUGGAUGAGGAUGCUGGAGUUACAACCAAGACAGCGAUUCCUGACCUCGGAUCACACUUGAGCACAAAACGGGGAGUGGGGUAAAGGUCUUUAUACCUGCAAGGAAAAUUCGGGGGAGAAUUUAAGUGCUCGAACAUCAGCCCACCUUAGCUCCCCCUGCACCUACAGCCUGCCGGCUGCCGUUCACAUGCACCCAUGGUCGAUACCAAGAACAGAAACAUGAAGUGUCUGACUUUCUUCUUGAUGCUUCCAGAGGCGGUGAAGAAAUCCAAGAAGGCAUCGAAGGCCAGCCGGCUGCCGGUGUGCUACGAGAUACUGACAUUCAGGAAGAGGAUGGCGGCGGAGAUGUACAGCGCCAAGAAAGUGGCCGGCCCUAGCGUCAGUGUCCAGAGUCAUCAGCAGAACCUCAACAACAACAACACCAUCCAGGGGACUAACUGGCAGGGGCUGUACCCCACCAUCCGAGAGAGAAACGCUGUGAUGUUUAACAAUGAUUUGAUGGCAGAUGUUCAUUUUGUGGUUGGACCACAAGGUGGGACCCAGAGGUUGCCAGGACAUAAGUACGUUUUGGCUGUUGGGAGCUCAGUAUUUCAUGCAAUGUUUUAUGGGGAUCUUGCUGAAGAUAAGGAAGAAAUUAGAAUUCCUGACGUUGAGCCCGUUGCUUUUCUCGCUAUGUUGAAGUACAUCUACUGUGAUGAAAUCGAGCUAGCUGCAGAUACGGUCCUGGCCACCCUCUAUGCGGCCAAGAAGUACAUUGUCCCUCACCUGGCUCGAGCUUGUGUUAACUUCCUGGAGACCAGCCUGAGUGCCAAGAAUGCCUGCGUGCUGCUGUCCCAGAGCUGCCUCUUCGAGGAGCCCGACCUGACCCAGCGCUGCUGGGAGGUUAUUGAUGCCCAGGCUGAGCUGGCUUUGAAGUCUGAGGGUUUUUGUGACAUUGACUAUCAGACAUUGCAGAGCAUCCUGAACAGGGAGACUCUCAACACCAAGGAAAUCACCCUGUUUGAGGCGGUGCUGAGCUGGGCAGAGAUGGAAUGCCACCGGCAGGAGCUGACCACCAGCAUUGAGAACAAGCGCAAAGUCCUGGGCAAGGCACUGUAUCUGAUCCGCAUCCCAGCCAUGACACUGGACGACUUUGCCAACGGGGCGGCCCAGUCCGGGGUGCUGACGCUUAAUGAGACCAAUGACAUCUUCCUGUGGUACACGGCGGCCAAGAAGCCGGAGCUGGAGUUCGUGUGCCGGCCUCGCAAGGGCCUGGCGCCCCAGCGCUGCCACCGCUUCCAGUCGUGCGCCUACCGCAGCAACCAGUGGCGCUACCGGGGCCGCUGUGACAGCAUCCAGUUCGCUGUGGACAGGAGGGUCUUCGUUGCCGGCUUUGGCCUGUAUGGCUCCAGCUGUGGCUCAGCCGAGUACAGCGCCAGUAUCGAGCUGAAACGACAGGGUCUCAUUCUGGGCCAGAACUUCAGCAAGUUCUACUCGGAUGGUUCCAGCAACACCUUCCCCGUGUGGUUCGAACACCCGGUGCAGGUUGAGCCAGACAUUUUCUACACAGCCAGCGUGGUGUUGGACGGCAACGAGCUGAGCUACUUUGGGCAGGAGGGGAUGACUGAGGUGCAGUGCGGAAAGGUCACCUUCCAGUUUCAGUGUUCGUCAGACAGCACCAACGGUACAGGCGUACAAGGUGGACAACUCCCAGAGCUAAUAUUCUAUGGCUAAAGGGCAACAAUGACACACUGGAAAGCCUUCCAAUUCGCACUUCGGUCUGCCUAGUGUGACCUGUACACAGUAUGGAACUAAUUGUAAACUUAAACACUUGCAGAUGAGAAAAAGACACACCAUGCUGCCUCUAUAAGUGCUUUCCAGUCCAGUCCCAAUCUCAAGCUCUCGGUCCAAAGUUUGCAAAUUGCAGCACGUCAAGCGAGCAUCUAAGUACUUUUCCUAAACUAGCAGCUCCGAGGUUCUUUUGCCUUGGAGCGUUCACAGGGAAGGAGAGCAGUCAGGGGACUAUCUCCCGCUCCCAAUUAUUGUAAAGCACAUUCAGAAAGCAUGCAUAUGUAUAGAAUAUGCCUCUGUUAAAUGUGCCGAUCCAUAAGUGGUCAAAUUUAAAUUUAUGCACAUGACUUUCCUGCCUAUUUUACAGGCAAUGAAUUCCAAUUUUCAUCGCAUUUGAAUGAGAAAAAUUCUCCUAAGCACGCCUUUUAAUACACUUUCCAAUCCCCUUUAAUCUAUGCCCCUGAUAAAGAACUCUCAAACAUGUAAAGUAAGAUCCCCUUAAUUUAAUAUGCCCCUAUUUUAAUCUCUUCUCAUACCUUUUGUUUCAGUUUUUCUAAAUAUUUAAGAUCUAGCAAGUAUUACAAAUUGAUGGUCUCUUGAUCAACAGCUUCAGCUACAUCCAUAUGCUGUUCUAAAAGCAACGCUAGCUGUUUCCCUUUUCUACGCAAAUAAUGGUUUAUUUAAGGAAAGAUGUACUGUCAAACUGUUCAAGUUGAUUCCUGAGCUAAAAGUGCUAAUUUAUGAGCAGCUUGAGCCUGUAUUCAUUGGAGUUUAAAAGAAGCAGUUGUGAUCUUACUGAAACCUGUAGGAAUCUAGGGUGUGGCACUGACAGAGAGGUUGGGUGCAGACAGGGCAAACAGUGGACUUUUCCCCUUCCUGCAUAAUCUAGAUUUAUGAAGCAUACUUUUAGGACACGGUGUCUCCUAAUUUAACAGGCAGGAGGAAGAAUAUCUUUGAAGUUUUUUUGAAACGCUUGCUUCAGAAUUCUGUGCAGGCUGAGUCAUAAAAUCUGUCCGAGGCCGAGCUAGAUUGAUGUUGGUUUUUAGGGAGUUAACUGUUGUCGAACUAGAUAAGAAAGUGGAACUGAGACCAAGAUGAUGUCAGCCAUGAUCUCAAUGAAUAGUGGAACAAACUUCAAGGUAAUUCUGUUCCUUUUAUGUCCAUGUAUUUAAUACUGUUUGGCUAGCCUAGGUGUAAAAAUUAUAUUCACCUAUUCACCAGCAAAGGUGAAAGGUCUGGGAUGUUCAUUUUGUAAUGGAUUACUAUAGCUAUUGGGAUACUGCCACAGAAUGGACUGAAUGGCCUGGCUUCCCUCACCUCCAUCCUCUGCAAAGCACAGCUACAAAUUUCUCCACCUUUCUUGUCCCCACUUGUCGUGAUGUGUUGAAGUACCUUUUAAUGGAGAACAUAUUUGACUUUGUUGCUGCCAAGGUAAUGCAACGGGAGCACAGGUAGCAUGAUUGAAAUGGAUAAACAGAAUUUUAAGAUGUGCAUGAAGGGAUGAAAGCUUGUCAGCUGAAAGAGUGGGUGUAAGGAUGCUCAAGUCUUCCAAUGAGAGUUGAAGGGGUAUACAACAGGAAUUCUGCAGAUGCUGGAAAUUCAAGCAACACACAUAAAAGUUGCUGGUGAACGCAGCAGGCCAGGCAGCAUCUCUAGGAAGAGGUGCAGUCGACGUUUCAGGCCGAGACCCUUUGUCAGGACUUUGUCUGUUUGUCCUGUUGAAGGGGUAUAAUCCUUUGUUAUUUUUUACUGCACAACCAAUGCUCAGGAUAGAACAUGAAUCAGAAAUUGUAGGUCGAAGUUACACUACAAAAACUUGAGCACAAAAUCAGCCUGUCUCUCUAUUCUAAUAAGGGAGUGUUGAUCUGCCAGAGGGACAGUCUUUUGCAUGAGACAUUAAAUUGAAGCUCUGUCUGAUCUCUCAGGUAGAUGUACUAAAUCAUAAAGACUGUCUGCAGGUGCUGGAAAUCCAAAGCAACACACGCAAAAUGCUGGAGGAACUCAGCAGGUCAGGCAGCAUCAAUGGAAAUGAAUAAACAGUUGACGUUUCAGGUCAGGACUCCGAAUAAGGGUUUCUUUCCAUAGAUGCUGCCUGACCUGCUGAGUUCCUCCAGCAUUUUGUGUGCGCUGUUUCAGAUGUACAAGAUACCCUGAUGCUAUUUGGAAAAGAGGCAGGAUGAUCCCCCUGGGAUCCUGUCAUAAGUCAAUCAGCAUUGGUAAAAUAGGAAAUUUCUAAACAUUGUGAAAACAGUUUUUGCAAAUCCUACUUGGGCAAAAUUGGGUGGCGCAUUUCCUCUAUUAGAAGAGUAAUUAGAGAGGAUGAAGGGUGAUGUGGAAAUCCCUUUUUCCUUCCUCCAUCUAAUAAUAGCCGUUUACCCAUCUCAGUUAGAGUACCUAGGUUCUACCACAAUUUCCUGUUGCUAGAAUCACUGAAUCCUAUAAUUUUGGGCAGCCUUCUAGACACUUGUUAGCAGUGAUAGUGGGAGAUCAGAAUGCAUAUUCUUUGCUUCUGUCUCACCCCUUCCCUUGACAAUCUAAUGUAGAAGCAAAGGGACAGUAUCUAUUCUGAUAUGAGAUCAUGAACUUGAAGCAUUACCCUUGUUUCUCUCUUUAUUGACGCUACCUAACCUGCCAAGUCUCUCCAGCAUCUACUAUCGUUUGUACAUUUGUGGUAUACCAGUAUCUACCUCUAGUUUACUUGAGUUGGUCUGUAGACCGAUAUGACCAUUUUUCCUAUGCAUAGAAUGUGUUAAAGAGAACAAAAAACUGAAAAUCAAAUUUGCAAGAAAAUGUUUUGAAUUACAGUAAAUGUAUUUCAUCUCCAGAAUAAUUUAACUGAUCAGAAUGUGCUGGCCAUUGUCUUAUUAAAUUGUGUGGGAGGAUGAAAAGGCAGCAGAAAUCAAUGGUAGGUUGAUGUAAUAAAGAAUACUGUAAUCAUCUUCCAAGAGUCCUUCAUACAAAGCAAAUGAACCUUGUAAAUAGAGAUUAGUUUGGCUACACUUUUUACAGUCUAAUAAUUAAGACCUUUCAAGCAAGGUCUCUGGAGAUUUUUUCCCUUUUCGUUCACUAGCCACUGGCAAUACAUUUUUGAUCAUAUAGCAAGAUACAAGAAAAAGAGAAAUGAUAAUACUUUAUUAAUUAAGUUAAGAGAAACUUACUGAAACAUUGACAUGAAGCUUGUAUGUGCUGACAGUUGGGAAAGGCUUUGCCUCCAGUCCCCAGUUCACCUAAUAUUAGUUCAGGGGUGAUCUAGUUGAACUGUUUCAAAUAUUUAGAGGACUUGAUAGUAGACAGAGAGAGACCAUAUGCUUCUCAUUGGAGAAGUCCAGAAUAAUUGAUUAGAACCUUAAAUUUGAAUGGUGUCAUUUGAUGUGUUAGGGUGUCAAGAAGCACUUCCUCACACUAAGAACGGUGGGAAUCUGGAAGCAUCCUGCUUCAGAGCUGCAACCCCACCACCACCUAACCCCAACAUUCUACCACCACCUACCCCAACAACCCUGCUGUCUGUACCAAAAACAAAAUUUCAACUCUGGAGAUCAUUGAAAAAAAUCAAAAUAGAAAUCAUUUGGCUUUUGUUUACCAAGGGAGUAAGGGUUAAUAAACCAAAGUAGUUGGAAAGCCAAUGUCCAGAAAAUCCAUGAUCUAAUAGAAUGAUGAAACAGACCCAAGGAGAUAGAUCACCUCAUCCCAUUCCUGUCAUCUGAAGAGCAAACUACUCCAUCAUUUGCCUAGAUAAUAUUCAAAUAUUCAUAUUUUUGAAUUGCAUGCUCAAAAUAAAAAUAUAUUAAAUCAAAGGAGAAUAUUUGAAAUUGCCAUCUGUGCACAGACUUAAGGAAAAAUGUGAAAGUCUAAGAAAGACCAUAUUGUUAUCAGGGCAGAGGAGUCAGUUAUAUCUUGCAUUUGUUUGUGGAUCAGAGACAGCACUGGUAAGGCAGACAUUUAUUGCCCAUACUUAAUUUCAUCAGAAUUAAGUGACCUAUUUCUAAGCAGAGAGCAUCAAACAUGUUCAGUUCUUUAGAGAGAUUGGGAUAGGGAAGGUUGAGAAAUAACCAAACAAGAUUUUUCAAAAUGAUCACAUUUGACAGUAAUUGAUUAUAGAUCAGCAAUCAAAGUUAUUGGCCAAAGAGCUUGACAGUUAAUUCCAUAAAUAAUUUUGAAAGAAAUUGAGUAAGGAAUUGAGGAUGAAGAACUUAUCAACUUUGAACAAAAAAUGAGGGUGAUGAACUAAGCACAUCUUUUUCAAAAGGGCCUACAUUGACCCGAUGGGCCAAAUGGUCUCUUUUUGUGUUCUAGAUUCCUAUCAUUUCACAAUCAGCUUUUGGGGAAAGUUUUAGCACGGUAUUGUUGGACAGCUUUUCAAGGCCAGCAUUCAUUUUGAAGUCUGGAAGGGGAAUUAUGGUGUCAGUAAUUAAUGAGAACAGACAGUAACUACUGAUUUAGCUCAUCUAUACCAGAUUAAAAAUAGCAGCUUCAAAGUCUAAUGGACAUAAUGUGCUUAGCUGACAGAAGCCAUGAAAUCAGGACAGAUACCCUUGAAGUUAUUUGUUAGACACAUCACGAACUUGCAUCAAAAACGUGCAGUACCACUUGGGACAACUAUCUCUUUUAAUCGGCUUCAUAAAAGCUAUAACACAAAGAAAUGGAUGUCACUUCCUUCGGUUAUUUAUCUAAAUCUUAUUAUGGGAAUCAAUCAUAAAACCAAUGAAUGACAGAGAAUGGAAGUAGGAGGCCAUUCAGCCCAAUAUACCUGUGCCAGCUCUUUAAAGGAAAUAACUAAUAGUCCUUCUCAGUAUUAGGUUUAUUUUCCAUCCUCAGAUAAUGUUUUUUUUAGGAAGUUACUACUUAUUCUGAAAAUUAGCAUGCAGUUGCACCUGGUAAUAAGGAGUGAAAUGUGAGUCUUUAUUGCAAAGAAAAUGGAAUGCAAAUAUAGGAAAGAACGGUGCAGAGACCUGGUUAGGCCACACCAGGAGUACUACAGGUAAUUUUGGUAAGUUUAUAUAAGGAGGGGUUUAUUUGCCUUUAAAGUAAUACAGGGAAGGUUUACUAGGUUGAUUCCUGUGAGGAAGCAGGUAAUAGAUUAAUCAAAUAUAAUUUGAGUUUAUAAGAUUGAAAGGUAGUCUUUAUUGAAACCUGGGUUUCUUAGGGAUCUUGACAGGAAGGAUUUUUCCCUGGUGGGGAAGUCCAGAACUAGAGGGCAUAACCUCAGGAUGAGGGUUGGUUACUUAAGGCUGAAUUGAGGAGGCAUUUCUGAAGAUUUAAACAUUAGCUUUAUUUGUCACAUGUGCAUCGAAACGUAUGGUGAAACGCUUCAUUUACGCCAAUGGCCAACACAGUCCAAAGACGUGUUGAGGGCAGCCCACAAUUGUCGCCAUGCUUCUGGCACCAACGUAGCAUGCCCACAACUUACUAAUCCUUAACCGUAUGUCUUUGGAAUGUGGGAUGAAACUGGAGCACCCAUGGCCACGGGGAGAACGUACACACUCCUUAUGGACAGCAGCAGGAAUUGAUCUCUAAUCACUAAUCCCAGGCACUGUAGUAGUGUUACUCUAACUGCUAUGCCACCGUGCUGAGUGAUGUAAAUCCUUAGAGUUACCUUCUCUUGAGAGCUCUAAAUGAUGAGAUAGGUUUUCAGAAUACUGUGGGAACUGAGGAAUAUGGGGUAAGGCAAGAACGUGGAAUUGAGGCCAAAGGUCAAAUCUGCCAUGAAUUUAAGUGGCAGAGUAGGGUCAAGGCAUAUGACCUACCCGUGUACUUACAUGUUAUACUGCUGCAUUCAUCUCCAUUCUGAUCAGGAUAUGUUGUGUCACCUCAUCUUUUAAAUAGGAUCUUGGCCAUUCCUAGGAAUAAUAAUACAUCACCACAUUUUUAAAAACCUUGGAUUUCCUAAUAGUUCUCCCAGUUUUGUUUUUUUUACGUUAAUGGCUAAAUGAUACCAUGUUUCAGUUUAUUUAGACCAAAUGGUCUUGUAAUACAGAUAAGCCGCCAAAGUUAAAACUACUCCCCGUUAUAAUAGUUGCUUUGAAGCUUUGCAAGUAAAUGAUACAAACUGCUUGUGGGAGUGUAUCACAAAUUUGCUGAUUAUUGCAGCUCUGCAUUUUAGUUUGAUUUGCAAACCAUAACAGUUAUAUUUCAUACUUGAACAAGCAUCUGGCUAGACCAAUGCUGUUUCGAUAGAAGAAUUAAAGUGUCUAUGGACCUACUAACUGAAGUGAAAUGUGAUUUCUUUUUUUCUAAAAAAAAAUGGCAAUUUGAUAAGGAAGAAUGUUAUUGUGGUAUGUAAUUAAUUUCACAGCUUUUUUAAAAAAAGAAACAUUCAUUUGUUACUGCAUUGUAUAUUGCUCCUGUGAAAAUGGUGAAGUAACAAAUUUUAUUUGUGCAUCAGUCUGGCACUGUAUGUUUCAGUGAAAUCUAUACAUAUCUAUAACUAAAAUCAUUUCCAAAGUACAUAUUUGACACUGAUUAUAUAGUUUCUUAAAUUGUGGUUGGCAACUGAAGUCUUUGUGAAGAUGAUAAAGUACCUCAAGCUUGAAAUUGUUGUACCUUCACAUGCUGUAAUGAAGCAGUUUGAAUGUUGUUAGACAGAUGAAUGUGUAGGAUUUAUUAAAACUUCAAAGGGAAAUAAAGAAAGCUGGUUCUUUGUUGUCUGCUAGAUGCAUCUAAAAUACUGCAUUUUCACUUUGUUCAUCCUUUUCUUGCUACCUGGAAGCCAAAAUCCAUGACCUU
This is a messenger RNA of Mobula hypostoma (lesser devil ray), 9420 nucleotides long. Its product is annotated as BTB/POZ domain-containing protein 3. Gene Ontology annotation, biological process: neurogenesis; dendrite morphogenesis; cerebral cortex development. Gene Ontology annotation, cellular component: cytosol. The record is from RefSeq and is a predicted model, not a curated record. Gene Ontology annotation, molecular function: protein binding. The coding region runs from base 1123 to 2640 and encodes 505 amino acids. The transcript has 4 exons. NCBI's taxonomy places the organism in Eukaryota, Metazoa, Chordata, Chondrichthyes, Myliobatiformes, Myliobatidae.